Messenger RNA from Saccharomyces mikatae IFO 1815, 1035 nucleotides. It is a transcript of the gene SRT1, whose product is annotated as ditrans,polycis-polyprenyl diphosphate synthase. The transcript has a single exon. Lineage: Eukaryota; Fungi; Ascomycota; Saccharomycetes; Saccharomycetales; Saccharomycetaceae. Gene Ontology annotation, cellular component: endoplasmic reticulum; membrane; dehydrodolichyl diphosphate synthase complex. Bases 1 to 1035 code for a protein of 344 amino acids. Gene Ontology annotation, molecular function: ditrans,polycis-polyprenyl diphosphate synthase [(2E,6E)-farnesyl diphosphate specific] activity. The record is from RefSeq and is a predicted model, not a curated record.
AUGAAAGUGCCCAGCAUUAUACACAUCCAGCUCGUUGCCUUUAGAAGGCUUCUAGUAGAAACCAAAGAGCAGUUUUGCUUUGCAGUUAAAAGCAUAUUCCAGAGAAUAUUUUGGUGGGUCAUGUCAUUAAGCUUAUUUUCAUGGAUCUAUAUAACCAUGCAAAAUCUCAUGAUAAAAGCGCUUAGUGUUGGACCAAUACCCGAACAUGUCUCCUUUAUAAUGGACGGUAACCGGAGAUAUGCCAAAUCACGAAGGCUACCUGUAAAAAAAGGACACGAGGCUGGUGGGUUGACACUACUAACGCUGUUGUACAUAUGCAAAAGAUUAGGCGUGAAAUGCGUUUCCGCCUAUGCAUUUUCUAUUGAAAACUUUAAUAGACCAAAAGAAGAAGUAGACACCUUAAUGAAUUUAUUCACAGUAAAGCUUGAUGAAUUUGCAAAGAGAGCCAAUGAUUAUAAGGAUCCUUUGUAUGGAUCCAAAAUAAGGAUAGUCGGCGAUCAAUCUCUACUUUCUCCUGAGAUGAGGGAAAGAAUUAGAAAAGUAGAAGAUAUCACAAAAGAUGGAGAUGAUUUUACCUUAUAUAUUUGUUUUCCAUACACUUCAAGAAAUGACAUGUUACAUACAAUUCGCGAAUCUGUUCAAGAAUCUUUGGAAAAUAAAUCACAGAGUAAGAUCAAUAUAAAAAAAUUCACCAAUAAAAUGUACAUGGAUUUUUAUUCCAAUAAAUGUGAACUAUUAAUCAGAACUAGUGGACAUAGAAGACUGUCAGACUACAUGCUAUGGCAAGUGCACGAAAAUGCUACCAUUGAAUUCAGUGAUACGUUGUGGCCAAAUUUUAGUUUCUUUGCCAUGUAUUCAAUGAUCCUCAAAUGGUCCUUCUUUUGCACCAUUCAAAAAUACAAUGAGAGGAAUCAUUCCUUGUUUGAGAAAGUAUAUGAAGGGGUGCCUUCUAUACUUAAAAGAAAGAAAACACCUAUGUCACUAUACCAAUUUCCAAACCCCCCUAUUUCAGUUUCGAUUACAGGUGAAGAAUGA